Molecule: messenger RNA, 1661 nt
Organism: Amborella trichopoda
Lineage: Eukaryota; Viridiplantae; Streptophyta; Magnoliopsida; Amborellales; Amborellaceae
Source: RefSeq, a predicted model, not a curated record
GAGAGCGAAUGCGUGGGGCUCAAAACCAUUCGAUCAAGAAUCAGAGUUAGAGAGAGAGAGAGAAAUUUAAGAGUGAUUCCGGCUAGAAAGAGAGAAAAACAAUUCGAUCAAGAAUCAGCGUUACAGAGAGAGAGAGAGAGAAUGACGGUUGAUAGAGAAACAGGGUUUGAGCAUCUCUCACCUUGCCAAAGCAGCAACGAAGCGCAUCUGCAUAGAAGGAGAAGGCUUCUGUUUUCACCAUCCAACAUCCCAAAACAAGCAGAGGAGAGAGAGAGAAACGAAGUGAAUGUAGAGAGAGAAAGUGUGGUUAACAUGUUUUGUAAGAGAGAUGAAGCUGAGAUUACGACCAAGAAGAGGGAUUCCACCGCGAGCUGUGCGGCUUUCAGAUUGGGUUCUUCUCUCAUGAAGAAUCCCCCUGCUUCUACCGCUCCAAUUUGUAGCCCCCAAAGCUCCAUUACUCGCUCGUCAUCUAGUGAUGAGCUUUACUACUCUCAGGCUUCAACUGAUUUCCCUUGCGAUGAUGAGGCAAGAAGCAAGACGGAGUCUCCUGCUUCUUCAAUGGCUGAGGGAAUGAAACCAGAAUUGUGUGAAGAAGAAGAAGAAGAGGGAAGUGAAGAAGAAGAAGAGAGGAGAGAGAUGGUUGAAAUUCUGCAUCAGCAAAUAUUGGGAAAAACUGUCUCAAUGAAGAGAUUUGAGGGUGAAGAGGCAAAGCAAAAUCUAAUUUGGAGGUGCAAAUCAAAAAUGGCCAACUUUGUUUUUAAUUUUGAAGAAGAAGAAGAUGCUGAUUAUGAUGAGAUGAUGAUGCUGAGGAAAAGUUUGGAGAGGGCACACGUGAGGGUGUGGGGUCCUUCUACCAAUUUUGACAACACUCCUCAACAACACCACAAAAAACCAGUGCCUGCCCCUGCUGAAGAUGCCCAUCUUCUUCACAAUCCCCACUCUCUAGAGGUCUCAUCAGGUUAUUUGGCAAGCAAUGACAGCAUAUGUGAGGCAUCUGAGAGUACAAGUGCGAGAUACAAUCACAAUUCCAAAGCCGAGAAUGGCACAUUGGACAACACAGAAUGCGGCCAGAUGGACAUAAAACUAUGUGCAUGGAAGGAGUACGAAAUCAUGAAAAUCUUCGCCAAAUUAAACAGAAAGGAGAAUAAAAUCAAUGAUUGGGAAUGUAAAAAGAAGACUCAAGCCCGAAACCGGUUCAAUAAAGUUCAGAUGAACUUGGAUAUUAAGAGACAAAAAGCAUUGGAGGCCAUGGAGAAGAGGACAGCUAAAAUCGAGAAGAGAGCUGACGUGAAGAGGGUUAGAGAGAGAAGUAGGAGCAUGCGAAAGACGUCAAGAAUUGAAGCCGUCACGGGUAGUAUUAGAACCACUGGAAAUAUCCCAUGGAAGCUCUGGCUCUUCUAAGUUCACUUAUGCCCCCAAGCUUUCUUUAUAUUCAUUUUGGUUCUUUUGUGCCAAAUUUUUCCUCCGAUGGUAAACACUGUAACGGCAUUUAGUACUGUGCAAAUGAAAGAAAAUUGUGUUGACCAGAUACUGUAGUGUUCUUUAAUGUUUCAAUAUUAGAGAAACUGAGCCUCUCACUCUCUUCCUCUCUGAACUAAAGAAACUAGAAUCUAAGGAAAAUUAUCAAAUAACCUAUGCAAUUCAACACUUUACCAUCUAUU